AACAAUUUAAUUAAUGAAACUACACCAGUGUUUUCUAGUGAUGAUAACAGGAAUAGGUAUCAGUUACCUCCUCGGACCAAUCGAGGGAAAACACCAGAGAGAUACUCCUCUGAUAAUCCAAAGGAAGUCAAAUAUCCUAUUGCUCAUUAUGUUUCUAGUAGACACUUACCAAGUGCUAUCCAAGGCUUUGUGAAUCAGAUGUCAUCGGUUAAAAUCCCUACAAAAUUUGAAGAAGCAUUGAAAGAUCCCAAAUGGGCAGAAUCCAUGACUGAGGAGAUGCGAGCACUAAAGAAAAAUCAGACAUGGGAUAUCGUGAUGUUACUAGAAGGAAAUAACCCAGUCGGAUGCAAAUGGGGUUUUCCAGUGAAACACAAGCCGGAUGGUUCAAUUGAUAGAUUCAAAGCAAGACUAGUUGCUCGUGCCUUUACCCAAACUUAUGGUGUUGAUUAUCAGGAGACUUUUGCGCUUGUGGUAAAGAUAAGUACUGUUUGUGUUCUUUAUCUAUAACUGCUAAUCUUGAUUGGUUUUUACAGCAAUAUGGUGUGAAGAACGCAUUUCUGCAUGGAGAUUUAUCCGAAGAAGUUUAUAUGAGCAUACCUCUUGGUUACAACACUUUGGGCCAUACAAAUGUGGUGUGCAGCUAAAAAAGGCAUUGUAUGGUUUGAAGCAAUCGCCUAGAGCAUGGUUUGGAAGGUUCCGACUAGCGAUGAAGAAAUACGGUUAUACUCAGAGCAACGCGGAUCAUUCCUUAUUUUUGAAGAGACAAAAUGGUAAGAUAACUGUUCUUAUCAUCUAUGUUGAUGACAUGAUUGUUACUGGUAAUGAUGUUGGUGAGAUGACAAAAUUGAAGACUUGCUUGUCCAAUGAGUUUGAUAUGAAAGAUCUAGGCGGAUUAAAGUAUUUCUUGAGUAUUGAAGUUAUUAGGUCCAAACAAGGAAUAUUUUUAUCUCAGCGCAAAUAUGUUCUUGAUUUGUUAAAGGAAGCUGGUAUGUUAGAUUGUCAACCUAUUGAUACACCGAUUGAACAAAAUCAUAACUUAGAGGAACUUCAUGAUCAAGUUCCUACUAACAAAGCGAGAUAUCAAAGAUUAGUGGGACGCUUGAUGUACUUAUCACACACACGACCAGAUAUUGCUUAUGCGGUUAGUGUGGUAAGUCGAUUUAUGCAUAAUCCAAGUGAAGUUCAUAUGAAUGCAGUUAUUAGAAUCAUGCGGUACUUGAGUCAGCACCAGGAAGAGGCCUCAUGUUUUCUAAGAAUCACCAUACAAAAAUUAUGGGUUAUUGUGAUUCGGAUUGGGAUGCAAAAAGAGAAAGACGACGCUCAAUAACCGGGUAUUUCACUUUCGUUGGAGGUAACCUAGUUACUUGGAAGAGUAAAAAACAUAAGGUUGUCUCAUUGUCUAGUGCGGAAGCUGAAUACAGAGCCAUGGUCAAAGGUAUCCAAGAAUUACUGUGGUUGAAACGACUUAUGGGGGAGUUUGGUUUUCGCUCGAUGAACCUAUGAAACUGUUUUGCGACAAUCAGUCAGCUAUUAAAAUUGCAGAAAACCCAAUUCAACAUGAUCGCACUAAACAUGGAGAGAUUGACCGUAAUUUCAUAUAUGAGAAGUUUGAGGAUAAAACAAUUGAAGUUCCAUAUGUGAAGACCUUAGAGCAGCUGGCUGAUGUUCUAAUUAAAGUUGUAUCCAGACAAGCCUUUAAUAACUCACUUGUCAAGAUGAGCAUACAUGACAUUUAUGCUCCAUCUUGAGGGGGAGUGUUAGCAUUAUUUAGGAAAAUUAGUUGGCUUUCCUUUAGGUGUAGAUCUGUUGUUAAAGUAUAAAACAAUUAGAAUAUUCUGUGGGAUUGUAGUAGCAUAUUCUUUGGGAUUGUAAAUAUCACCCCAUAUCUUUGUAAUCCUAUGUAUUGGACAGCUUGUGCAUAAUGAAAAGUAUCCAAUUCUAACCAUUCAACUGAGCUACUAGAUCCCUACACUCACCAACCAUUCGAGUUCAAAGAAGAAGAAGAAGAUGUUUCCCUCCCCACAGAUGCCCGAGUAUUGCUGUUUUGAGAAAGGCGGUCGGACUUAGGGUUGUUCUAAGAGUGAGUGGUGAACCGGACAGGGAAGGAAUGUGUUGGAGAUGUGCCGUAGACCAGGUUGAUUGAUAUCAACUAUAAUAAACUUUUUCACAAAGUUACAGACCUGAGACACCAAUGCAAGUUAAGACCUUCAUCAUAGUCACGUCAAGGUUAGCGAAGGACAACCGGAAAGGAAGUUCAUGAAAAUACAUAAGUAUUUGAUGAAACUUUGAUGUUGCUGUGUGAAUUAUAUAAUCAAAGACUGGAUUCAAGAAAAGAAGAAUACUCGGGUUUUUGGGAAAGGAAGGCAUGAAGACGUGGGAGCGAGAGAUAGAGAGAGAGAGAAGGUGGAAGAAGCAGACUUAUGGGGAGCUGCAGAGUGCAAGAGAUAUUUUAUCAGUCAACCAGAUGGCCAUGAGGUCAUUUUUUCAUAGCGUAAUUGGAUACUCUUUCUUUCAAAGCUGGAACAUAUGCAAGGCAGCAUAGAGAAUGAAUGUUGAACCCUGUAAAAACUGAAGGACCAAAUCUUUUCUGAUGACUGUCAUUAACCAUUAUAACAAUUGAAUCUUUGGUUCUAUAAUAUUCCUUUUCCAAGAUGUACCAGGUGAAAGACCAACGCAAGCUGACUAAUAAGAAGCUGCUCUUAAUAUGUAAUUCAAAAAAGAAAAAAGAAAA
Lycium ferocissimum is the source of this 2731-nucleotide messenger RNA. RefSeq lists its product as uncharacterized. Lineage: Eukaryota; Viridiplantae; Streptophyta; Magnoliopsida; Solanales; Solanaceae. The transcript has a single exon. The record is from RefSeq and is a predicted model, not a curated record. Bases 707 to 1327 code for a protein of 206 amino acids.